Messenger RNA from Triticum dicoccoides, 876 nucleotides. Its product is annotated as WAT1-related protein At1g44800-like. Gene Ontology annotation, cellular component: membrane. The record is from RefSeq and is a predicted model, not a curated record. The coding region runs from base 1 to 876 and encodes 291 amino acids. Gene Ontology annotation, molecular function: transmembrane transporter activity. The transcript is spliced from 6 exons. Lineage: Eukaryota; Viridiplantae; Streptophyta; Magnoliopsida; Poales; Poaceae.
AUGGUGUUGGUCCAAAUUUUCACGACAGGGUUGGUGUUGCUCACGAAAGUCGUGGUGGACAGUGGGUCACUUGCUUGGACCUUGCUCACAUACCGCUUCUUCCUUGGCGCCAUCUUGACAAUUCCCUUGGCGAUGUUCUUUGAGAAAUUCACAAUUCCUGGUCUCUACUACAUUGGCCUCGGAGACACAUCACUAGGAUACGCGAUAAACUUCUAUAACAUCAUCCCGAUUGCCACAUUCAUCCUCGCGGUCCUUUUCAGGAAGGAGUCACUGGACAUGAGGAGCCUGGUGGGGAACAUCAAGGUCAUUGGAACCCUAGUCUGUGUUGGAGGAACGCUGGUGAUCAGCCUGUACAAGGGCAAGGUGCUGCACCUUUGGCCCACCAAUAUCAUCGGCUACCACCCCAAACAAGCCGGAGCUGUGUUUGGUCACCACCAUGUGCGUGGAACCGUCUUGCUCAUCACGAGCUGCCUCAGCCUCGCCGUUUGGUAUACAGUACAGGCAAUACUCAACACUGCUGCCAAGUUUGUGAUGAUUUCGUGGGUCAUCACGCAGCGUGGGCCAACCUAUCCGGCCAUGUUUUGCGCCGUGUCGGUGUUCUUCACUACUAUUCUUGACUCGUUGCUUCUCGGCCAUGAUCUGUCCGUUGGGAGUGUUCUAGGCAUGUUCAUGAUUCUAGCUGGGCUCUAUCUUUUCCUUUGGGGAAAGAGAAAAGAAUCGGUACCUCCGAGUGAAGAAAAUCCAACGAAACAAAUGUUGUUUCAGAAUGGAGACAAGAAUGAUAAAUCAGUAGCUAAUUCCUCCAGCAUUGACCCUGCAUUAUUGUAUCUCUCCACUGCCUCAUGCUUUUCCUCCUGUCUAAAAGGAUCGAGAUGA